AUUAUUUGUCUUAUGGUUAAUAUGGUUUGCAACAUCACUAUGUGGUUAUGCAGUUGAUUUAAAUUCAUCACGGAUAAGUGGUAAUCUAUUCCUUAAUCAAGCAUUAUUUUCCAUCCUUAUUGCUAUCUCUAAGAUAAUGUUGGUCAUUUUCGAUACAUUUAAUAAAAAUUUUAAUCGUCGUAAAUUACAUCAAUAUGCUCAAUUUAAUGUCUGUAUAUGCUUUCUAACAUUAACCAUCCUUGUUUAUUUCCAUUAUCAGGGUAUUGCUAUACUUGUAAUUAAUCUAAUUGGUACAGUAUUUAUCGAGUAUACAUGGGAUGCAUGUUAUUUAUGUGCGAUCGAAUCGAUGCCAACAUCCAUGCGUGCUUCUUCUCUUGGUUCAUGCUCUUUUAUUGCUAGAAUCGGUGCUUUAUUUUCACCGACGAUCUUCUUUUUGUCAAAUAUAUGGCCACCAUCACCUUAUCUUAUCGUUGUAAUAGUUGGCCUAAUUAGCUUAACUUCAUCAUGCCUAUUUUUGGUAGAAACAAAAGACGUUCACCUUGACAAAGUGGAUGAAGAAAGUGUCUGCAUUGAGGAGGAGCAAAUACCAAUGGUAUCAGGGGAACAGUAA
Molecule: messenger RNA, 610 nt
Organism: Cercopithifilaria johnstoni
Lineage: Eukaryota; Metazoa; Nematoda; Chromadorea; Rhabditida; Onchocercidae
Source: the annotation of a GenBank genome assembly